GUUUUCGGAAGAUGGCAACCCUGCCGACGUCGGCAGCUGUCGGGAGUUGUAGAGCGAGUACUUAACGUCUCUGAAAGGAUUUGAUGAUUGUGUGACAAAUAUGUGUCAACAAUGAUGAAUAUGAGGAUUUCGUGAUGAAUAUUCAAGUUUUGAUCUAAUGUGUUAUUGUUUCACAAUUAAAGUGCAGGUUUUGGUGUUAUAAUUCAGUAAUGGGUGAUGGCAUGGAAGUAAGAGUGGGUUGUUUAUCAUCAUGGCCAGUUUAAAUUCAGCUGAAUAUCAAACAUCAUUGAGGCUGUCAGCUUGAGGAUUUUAGAAAGAAUCUUGCCUAAAUAUUAUAAUACUUUUAACUUAUGUUAUUUACCAAAUCAUCAGAAUGGAGUUUUUUAGCUGCUUUGCAUUCCUGUGCAAAUGUAUCCUGCGCACCAUGUUUGUCAUUUUGAACAAUGUUUACUGCAUCCCAACAUAUGUUGUAUGGAUGGUAAUAAUUUUUCCACUGAAGAGGUACCACCCAGACCUAUAUUGGAAAAUAGAAGGCCAUUUCUUUCAUUGGUUGCUAGCAAUGGUCAGCAUGUGGAGCUGGUCAGCAGGAUAUGACAUUGUAGAGUUGGGAGAUGAUAUCAGGACUUGCUUGGAAGAUCGUACACUAGUCAUAGCUAAUCAUCAGUCAACUGCAGAUGUUCCGUUGCUAAUGGCAACAUUCAAUACAAAGAAAAAUGUCCUGCCAAAUCUCAUGUGGAUAAUGGAUAGGAUCUUCAAGUAUACAAACUUUGGUAUAGUUUCCAUACUUCAUGAGGAUUUUUUUAUUGUUUCGGGUAAAGACAAGCGUGGUGAAUCUCUGCAAGCUCUCGUGAGACAUCUGCGUGACUCUUACAUUCCUCGCAGACGUAAAUGGAUGGUACUCUUCCCAGAGGGAGGAUUUCUUAGGAAGCGUAGAGAAACUAGCCAGAGGUUUGCACUGAGGAACAAUUUACCAGUAUUACAGCAUGUGUCUCUGCCAAGAGUGGGUGCACUUCAGACUAUUGUAGACAGUGUUGGUCCAGAAAAAAAUAGCAAUCUUGGAGGCAACAACAAUGGAGAUUCCACAGUGAACUUUGAUGGUGUGGGUGUGUAUCCAGCUCAUGUGAACUGGGUGCUGGACAUCACCAUAGCAUACCCAGAAGGGAAACCUCUUGAUCUUGGAGCAAUUGUCACUGGCUACAGGAAGCCUUGCAAAACGUUCCUCUUCUACAGACUUUUCCCAUGCAGAGAAGUCCCACGUGACCAUGAAGCCAUGACUAAAUGGCUGUAUGAUCGCUUUGUGGAGAAAGAGGAGCUACUUGAUGCCUACUACAAGACUGGCAAGUUCCCCACUGAGGGUUUCUGUGCCUCUCCCAUCCCUCCUCAAGAAGUGUCUCAGGAUUGCCUUCGGUUUGCCAUUCUCCAUCUUUUCUUCAUAACAUCAAGUUACAUCCAUUUUCAGCUUCUCUCUUAUGUUGUCUCAUACUUCUGGUACUGAAGCUGACUGCCUGUGAGGUAAUGUUUAGCAGGAGUAUUUCAAAGUCUUUUGCAUUAUUU
Messenger RNA from Cryptotermes secundus, 1554 nucleotides. Its product is annotated as acyl-CoA:lysophosphatidylglycerol acyltransferase 1. Gene Ontology annotation, cellular component: endomembrane system. The record is from RefSeq and is a predicted model, not a curated record. Bases 374 to 1495 code for a protein of 373 amino acids. The transcript is spliced from 8 exons. NCBI's taxonomy places the organism in Eukaryota, Metazoa, Arthropoda, Insecta, Blattodea, Kalotermitidae. Gene Ontology annotation, molecular function: acyltransferase activity.